AUGACUACAUCGCCGGCAACACCAAGUACCCCUCAGCUUUCAAACCAAGGACAGGCUUUGACUUCCGACCGUGCAGCCUCAAUUGGAUGGUAUUUUAUUGAGUCGUACUACGAUUUCUAUAAUAAGAGUAUUGAAAGUAUCUACAAGCUAUACCAUUCUAAUGCGUUUGUUUCUCAUGCUAAUUUUCCAAAUAAAAACGAUGAUUCAAGGACCCUACACAAGGCCAGUGGUAUUGAAGCGAUCAAGAAGCGCUUUCUUAGUGAUGCGGCCUUAAAAGAAGGUAACAACAGAAUCGUAGUUACUAGUGCCGAUAUACAAGUUUGUUUGCAAGAUAAGAUUUUAAUUGUUGUAUUUGGGGAAUGGUCGAAGAAUAACUCACCAUUUUGGCAAUUUACUCAAACGUUUCUCUUAUGUCCUGGUAAAAAUGAGAACACAUUUGAUCUUGCUAACGAUAAUUUGAGGUUUGUUGACUUCGAAGAAUACAAGAAGCCUACAAAGGAAGAAGUAAUUGUUGAACCAAAGGAAGUAACUAAAGAAAAGCUGACUGUUGUGGAAACGAAGGGUGAGUCAAUCAAACCGGUCAAGCCCCAAGAGCCUAAGUCCGCCGCACCUACUUCAAAUGGAGAAUUGAAACAAGAAAAAGAAAAAGUGGACGAUGCAAAAAAGGAAUCGAAAGAUAUUAAGAAAGCAGAAACCAAUGCAUCAGAGCAAAAGCAGAAGCCACAUACUGAAUUAAAGUCUGAAAUUAGUCCUGAACCAAAGUCCGAGCAUAAGGAUGCACCAAAGGCAGAAUCAAAGGCAGAACAAAAGGUUAAAGUUGAGCCAAGGGUUGAGGCAAAGGUAGAACAAAAGGUAGAACAAACGACCGAGUCAAAACCAGAACAAAAACCCGAAGCCAAGCCAGAACAGAAACCAGAACAGAAACCAGAACAGAAACCAGAACAGAAACCAGAACAGAAACCAGAACAGAAACCAGAACAAGAGACAGAACAAAAGACGGAAGUAAAGACUCAGGCCACCACAACCGACUCACACAACGAACCUACAACAGAGUCAGAAGCUGAGCAAAAACCAGAACCAAGUAACGAGGAAUUUUCUCAAUCUUCUACUUCUCGUCCUAUAUCGUGGGCUGCAUUAGCUGCCCAACAACCCCCACCAUCGGCCAAGCCAUCGGUUAUGUCUCCAGCGAAAACCCCAGCCACUCUUGCCGUCAAGAAGACCCCGCCUAUGGCUCAUACCCAGCAGACGCAACCACCAGCUCAACCUCAACCACAACCAACUUCGAACGGUAAAUAUAAAAAAGAAGAUUGGUUCCCUAUCUACAUCCGUGGAGUCAAAGAUAUCGAUGAAGAUAAAUUGAAGAAUCAUUUGACUAAGAAGUUUGGUGAGAUUAAAUUUUUCAGAGUAUUUGUCAAUAUAGCGUUGUGUGACUUCGUGGAAGGCGAGGCACAAAAGAAAGCACUCGAAGCCAAGGAAACAGAAGUCGAUGGCUAUGUUAUCCAGUUAGAAGUUAGAGAAUCUAAGACUCAUACUGGCAAUAAGGCUAAUGUAAAAAAUCCAAAAGAUAAAGCCAAUAAUGGCACCACUAAUGAAAAGCGUGGCAGGAAUGAUAAAAAGCAAAACAGUAAGAAGAAUAGAUCAAGUUCCAGGAACUUAGACUAG
Debaryomyces tyrocola is the source of this 1662-nucleotide messenger RNA. Lineage: Eukaryota; Fungi; Ascomycota; Pichiomycetes; Serinales; Debaryomycetaceae. The record is from the annotation of a GenBank genome assembly.